AUGACACGGACAAUAAAGGCAUCAGUCAUCGAAGCAAUGAUGUCCCGUUUGAAUCACAGUUCAACUUUUAUUAAGAAAGUUUUUAACAUUUCGCCACGAGUAUCUGUUCCCGAUUGUAAAUUAUCAAGAAGUAGAAAAAUAGCGACUCGGCGCCCGCCAGUCCCAACAACAUGUUUACCGGACAGUUUCGAACUCUUGUCAGCCACCUCGCAUCCAUUUAGUCUCGAAAAAUAUCUCCAUUCCAGCAAAACAAAUCAUCCCCCCUACCAAACAGAUCACUUACCCUUUCUUAAUUCUACUUCAAAUGGGUGUGAACUUGUUGAACUUGAAGAUCCUUACGCUACACAUGGCUGGUUCGACGUGAGAGGUAGGCCUUUCAACCAAGCAUUGCUCUGGAGUGACGCCCUUUCCUUCGGCCCGAGAGCCUACUUCGUGACUGGGAAGCGGCCCGUGGCUGCUCUCCAGUUGGACGCGGUGCAGCUCAAGGACGCAGGGGUCUACAGGUGCAGGGUCGACUUCAGGAACUCACCGACCAGGAACUUCCAAGUCAAGCUCACUGUUAUAGUACCACCGCACCAGCUGAUCAUCUACGACAACUCUGGAAAAAACCUGUCAGAUACUGUUGGCCCGCUCACGGAGGAAUCUGACCUGCUUCUCACUUGCGAAGUUAGGGGAGGAGAGCCCACUCCGACCGUCAGCUGGUUCAUGAACGAGAAGUUGACAGAGGGUCAAUUGGACAAGGCAGCUGAGAACGUCAUCAUCAACAAACUGUCCCUCCCUCGCCUCAAGAGGCACCACCUCAACAAUACCUUCAAGUGCCAGGCCAGCAACACCAAGCUCAUGCAACCUGCGGAAAAGACAGUCCGUCUUGAAAUGUUCUUGAGGCCCAUCAAUGUCGAACUGUCAGAGAAGCCGAAGAUGUUGGUAGCUGAGGAGGAGUACAGAAUCCAAUGUUCUUCCCUCGGCUCCAGGCCACAAGCUGAGCUCACCUGGUUCAGGGAGAACAGGAAGUACAAGAAAGCAAAGGUGAGGGAUGACGUCAAACUUCCUUCUUAUCCUCACUCCGAGAAUCUGCAGUCUACUCAUAUCGAGUCCACAUCUCCAGCCAUCAUCUCCUUGUGCACGCCCUGCUGCCCGCUCACUGCUGGUGCUCCUUUCCUACUCUAUCCCCCUGUAGUUUCUCUGCAGCUUGGUACUUCUUUAAAACCACACCAGAUCAAAGAAGGAGACGAUGUGUACUUUGAAUGUAAUGUUCGCGCUAAUCCACGUCAACAUAAGAUCACCUGGUAUCACAAUGGUGAGCCAGUUACACAAAAUAUGAGUUCUGGUGUCCUAAUCAGCGCACUGAGCCUCGUUUUACAAGGGGUGACUAGACAACAUGGAGGAAGCUACACCUGUAUGGCUGCUAAUUCUAGGGGACAAACUUUCAGUCAACCUGUUUUUCUUCGAAUUCAAUAUGCUCCUGUAUGUGUGUAUACAGAACCAGUUAUUGUAGGCGCAUCUUUAGAAGAAGCAGUGAAAGUAAAGUGUUUAGUUUCUGCUGAUCCAACAGAUCUCUCAUUUUUUUGGCAAUUCAAUAACAGUGGUGAAAGUUUCCAAGUUGCCCCUAGCAGAUAUGCAACAUCAAAUGGAACGAUUAGUGAGCUAAUUUAUACUCCUAAGUCAGAACGAGAUUAUGGCACAUUAACAUGUUCAGCUUCAAACAGUAUUGGACGUCAAGCAGAACCUUGUUUAUUUCAAGUUGUUCCUGCAACUAAACCUGGCCCUCUUCAUAACUGUACUCUUCGUUCUACUGUCAAUACAACUGGAGAUUGGCUAGAAGUCGAAUGCAUUGCUGGGUUUGAUGGAGGACUUUCACAGACAUUUCACUUGGAAGCUGUUGAUUCCCUUACUUCUAAAUAUUGCUUAAAUGCAAGUAAUGUUGAGGGUCCUUUCUUCAGAGUAGAAUUAGCAGCUUUGAGCAGUGGUCAUCCCGGAACCAUUCAACUUGUAAUGUAUGCCGCAAAUCAGAAAGGUCGUAGUGAAUUAGUGGUUCUGGAAGAUAUAGCUAUAAGGGAUGCUGAAAAAAGAACAGUAACAGUGUGUGCUUUGAGAAAAAAGGCUUAUAAUCUCCGAAACAGCUCUACAACACCCACAAAGCAAAUAGAAAUAACACAAGGUGAUGAUCAGAGAUAUGUUGUAUCAUAUCAAGUGAAAUCAGAAAUCAAACAGCCUGAUAUUCUGAACAGAGUUUCUGAAGAACAGCUUGAAACAGAUGGAACCAAUGCUACUUUCAAUGGACCAAGAGUUAAUCCAACUUUUACAUCUCCAACACUGAGUCCUGGAGGCUGCCAGAUUCAAGAACAACUAGCACAAACAUCCAUGCUUAAUAAUGUACAUGGAACAACACAUAAUAUUAUAUCUAAUUCUAUACCAGGACCAGAAAGUUGUGUAUGA
Molecule: messenger RNA, 2436 nt
Organism: Nezara viridula (southern green stink bug)
Lineage: Eukaryota; Metazoa; Arthropoda; Insecta; Hemiptera; Pentatomidae
Source: the annotation of a GenBank genome assembly